This is a messenger RNA of Bradysia coprophila, 1521 nucleotides long. It is a transcript of the gene Orc4, whose product is annotated as origin recognition complex subunit 4. Gene Ontology annotation, biological process: DNA replication initiation; DNA replication. NCBI's taxonomy places the organism in Eukaryota, Metazoa, Arthropoda, Insecta, Diptera, Sciaridae. Gene Ontology annotation, cellular component: nucleus; nuclear origin of replication recognition complex. Gene Ontology annotation, molecular function: DNA replication origin binding. The record is from RefSeq and is a predicted model, not a curated record.
AUUUUGGCGCCGAAAAGCAAUAACAAAAACACUGGAAGCAACUCAGUAUAUUGAGGACUAUCGAGCUCCGCUUAUCAUGAAUAGAUCGGUCGUGCAUCAUGACUAAGAAACACUGUGAAUAUAAUGAGCUGCUCCAAACCGAACGUUUCAUCAAAGAUCGACUGCAGAACGACAAAAUAAACUUUUUCGGUCAUGCCGAGCAGAGACAAAGUAUUUACGAUUUAUUGGAGCGGAGUGCGACAUUUGGUGAAUCGAACAUUGCAUUAUUGAUUGGAGUCAGAGGUAGCGGUAAGACAUCCUUAAUAGCAUCGGCGCUGCACUCAAUCAUUAGUAAUCCAAAGCUAACGGACGUUGUUAUCGUACGACUGCACGGAUUGAUUGACACCAACGAUACCAUCGCAUUGAAGUCGAUAACGAAGCAGUUGCAACUGGAAGAGGAAACCGACAAAAAACUGUUCGGUUCAUUUGCCGAGCAUCUUGCAUUCCUGCUGACUUGCUUGAAGUGUGGACGUGACAGGCAAUCGAGAAGCGUGAUUUUCAUUUUGGAGGAUUUCCAUCUGUUCUGCGACCACACCAACCAGAAUCUUCUGUACAAUCUGUUCGAUUCCGCUCAAUCGAAUCAGGCUCCAAUUUGUGUUAUCGGUCUGACCAGUCGGCUGGAUGCCGUGGAACUCCUGGAGAAGCGUGUUAAAUCCCGAUUUUCUCAUCGUCAGAUUAUCUUGAAUCCGAAAGACAUUUCAUUUACGGAACGACUUGAUAUUGUCAGGAAAUGGCUGUCAUUGCCCACCAAACGUGACAUCAAAUCCAUCCAAUCGAACGAUGAGUUCUCGAAAAACAAUAAAAUGGCGUGGAUGAGACGAUUAUUCGACCAGAGAAAGUACAAGUUUUCUGCCGAUUGGAUUGACGAAUGGAACAGUAACGUUGAUGCUAUAAUGGAAAAUGAUUCGGUGAUCGAAUCGUUCCAGCUAAUCCAUGACUUCAGCGAGACACUAGACGUGGUGAAAAAGAUUCUAUAUCAACUGGUGAACGGGCUUGAUUCGCCGAUGUUAAGUGCAAAUCACAUACAAAAACUGUGCGCCGACUAUUGUGACGAUGGUUGUGUGAAACGGAUCACAGAUCUGUCCGUGCUGGAAAUAUGCCUGUUGAUUGCAAUCAAACAUCACAGCGAAAUAUACGAUCACGAUCCGUUCAAUUUCGAAAUCAUUUUCACGCGACUGAACAAAUUCGUUAAAUCGGCCCACAUGAAUCCGUACGACAGAUCGAUUGUGCUGGCAUCGUUCGAGAAAUUGCAGAACGACGCUCUAAUACGGCUGUUAAGCGAGACGUCAUCCAAAGUGCAGAAAGAAUUCCAAAUGAACAAAUUAAACAUUAUGGUCUGUCAGAUCAACAAAGCUGUAACCAAAUACCCAAAUCUACCUACCGAAAUCAAACAGUGGGCACAAAGUUCGUUAAUUUAGAGUUAAGUUCCGUAAGACCUUUCCGUAAAGUGAAUUUUUUUGUAAUAAAAUUGAGUCGAGACUU